Sitodiplosis mosellana (orange wheat blossom midge) is the source of this 1418-nucleotide messenger RNA. RefSeq lists its product as uncharacterized. NCBI's taxonomy places the organism in Eukaryota, Metazoa, Arthropoda, Insecta, Diptera, Cecidomyiidae. The transcript has 4 exons. The record is from RefSeq and is a predicted model, not a curated record. The coding region runs from base 1 to 1302 and encodes 433 amino acids.
AUGGCAACACAGGUGAGCGCUAGGGUGAGCACAACUCAAUCACCUAGUCAAUCGCAGUCGAUUGCAACGACCAGCCUAUCCAUUACAACAGCCGGCCUUUCAGCCGGUUCCAUCACUGAAGCCAGCUUUGAAGGCCCAGUUGAAGCUGGAGUUGUUGCGGAAAACUCAGACUUUGAAAAUUUAAACGACUCCAUGAGCAAUCUCGACAGAACAGCUGAAAUUUUUUGUGAUGACGAAUUGCGAAUGUUGGAAAAUCGACCCGCAUAUACGACCAUCACUGCAACAGCUGUACGACACACUAGUUUGUGUGAAACUCUGGAAAAUUCCCAAUCGUUAAUCAACAUUUUAAACAAUAUUGACCAAGAUACUGAAGGCAAUCUUCCAGGAUGUUCUACCAACAUUACAGAUAAUGUGAGCUCAAUCCUAGGCUCAAUCGAUGUAUCGCAGUCUAGAUCGCAGCAAAGCUCAACAUUAAUUGAUACUGAGACUAGUACUGAGAUGUCUCAAAGUGAAGAGUUAAAUUCAUCUGAACCAACAUCUGAAUCUGUAAACUUCAGCAUCAUUGAUUCGAACAACAAAACACCUAUGAAAAUAGAGCUUGGUCCGUUCUUCAAUACUUGUAGAGAACACCUCGAAGAAAUUCAAAACUUGCAGAAUGUUGAAAAUGAUUCUCAAAUUUCUUUGAAUUUUGUUCGACGUCUAUCCACAAAUAUUAUUGAAGGUCCAUUGGAAAAUUCAUUGCCAGAUCCAUUGGAUCUAAAUCCAAUUCAAAAUCGAGUUACCGAAGAAAAUAACAACAGUGAGGAUAGCAAUAUUCAGGACACAGAUGAAGAUGAUUGCAUUAUAACUAGUGUAAGUGGUACCGUGUUGCUUCCAUUGAUGUCGACGACUGACCAAGCUGCUGACGCCCUUAUAAAACGUAAAAAUGAUUGCAUUUCUGGGGAUAUACCAUAUAUGGAAAAAAAACAUGGUCGCGUUUUUAAAAUCGGAAACCGCCUGAUUCAAAUCGAACGUAAUGUUGUUGAUAAACUUUGGCAAUGGAAUACACCACCAUCAAAUGCAAAUUUGGACUUGGAUUUUCGGUUUGCAUUGGCUGUUUUUCUAUCAGUUGUUUCUCCAAGUGAUAUAUUGGAAAAUAACAUUGAUUCGAAUUCAAUGGAUUUCGUAUUGGAUUUGAUGCGGAUUCGAUCGAAUAACAAUGCAGCCAGAGUUUCUGCAGUUGAGAUAUCAAUUAAAGCAUAUUGUCAAUCCAAACAACGUGAAAUGACUGAAAACCAGACUGAAAAGCAAACUGAAAAGUGAUAUUCAAUUGGAACUGAAAUAGUAACUCAACGUGAUAUUUUACGCUAGAUUUAACGUAAUAUUUAUACACACACUAGCAUAUACAUAAGCAUUCGACUUGAAAAAAGUAUUUUUUC